AUGGCUGUGUUCAAUGAUCUAUUCUCCACCACCCCUCACUACAGAUUCCUCACCACGCACACGACAGAUUCCCCACCACGCCCAACGACAGAUUCCUCACCACGCCUCACGACAGAUUCCCCACCAACCCCCCCCACCACAGAUUCCUCACCACGCCUCACGACAGAUUCCCCGCCACGCCUCACGACAGAUUCCCCACCACGCCCCACUAUAGAUUCCUCACCACGCCCCACGACAGAUUCCUCACCACGCCUCACGACAGAUUCCUUACCACGCCUCACGAAAGAUUCCCCACCACGCCUCACGACAGAUUCCCCACCACCUCCCCCCACCACAGAUUCCUCACCACGCCUCACGACAGAUUCCCCACCACGCCCAACGACAGAUUCCCCACCACGCCCCACGACAGAUUCCCAAACACGCCUCACGACAGAUUCCCCACCACCCAUCACUACAGAUUCCCCACCACCCUCACGACAGAUUCUCCACCACCCCUCACGACAGAUUCCCCACCACAUUCCCCACCACCCUCACGACAGAUUCUCCACCACCCAUCACGACAGAUUCCCCACCACGCCUCACGACAGAUUCCCCACCACGCCCCACGACAGAUUCCUCACCACGCCCAACGACAUAUUCCUCACCACUCCCCACGACAGAUUCUCCACCACCCCUCACGACAGAUUCCCCACCACGCCUAACGACAGAUUCUCCACCACCCAUCACUACAGAUUCCCAACCACCCCUCACGACAGAUUCCCCACCACGCUCCACGACAGAUUCCUCACCACCCCUCACGACAGAUUCCCCACCACGCCUCACGACAGAUUCUCCACCACCCCUCACUACAGAUUCCUGACCACGCCCCACAACAGAUUCCCCACCACACCCGACGACAGAUUCCUCACCACGCCUCACGACAGAUUCUCCACCACGCCUCACGACAGAUUCCCCACCACGCCCCACGACAGAUUCCAAACCACUCCUCACUACAGAUUCUCCACCACGCCUCACGACAGAUUCUCCACCACGCCUCACGACAGAUUCCCCACCACGCCCCACGACAGAUUCCAAACCACUCCUCACUACAGAUUCUCCACCACGCCUCACGACAGAUUCUCCACCACGCCUCACGACAGAUUCCCCACCACGUCUCACGACAGAUUCCCCACCACACCCCACGACAGAUUCCUCACCACGCCUCACGACAGAUUCCCCACCACGCCUCACGACAGAGUCUCCACCACCACUCACUACAGAUUCCUGACCACGCCCCACGACAGAUUCCCCACCACACCCGACGACAGAUUCCUCACCACGCCUCACGACAGAUUCUCCCCCACCCCUCACGACAGAUUCCUCACCACCCCUCACGACAGAUUCCCCACAACGCCGCACGACAGAUACCCCACCACGCCCAACGACAGAUACCCCACCACGCCCAACGACAGAUUCCCCACCGCGCCCGUUGACAGAUUCCCCACCACGCUCCACGACAGAUUCCUCACCACCCCUCACGACAGAUUCCCCACAGCGCCUCACGACAGAUCCCCAACCACCCCUCACGACAGAUUACCCACCACGCCCAACGACAGAUCCCCCACCACGCCUCACGACGGAUAG
Molecule: messenger RNA, 1623 nt
Organism: Mizuhopecten yessoensis (Yesso scallop)
Lineage: Eukaryota; Metazoa; Mollusca; Bivalvia; Pectinida; Pectinidae
Product: proteoglycan 4-like
Exons: 3
Coding region: 1-1623 (540 amino acids)
Source: RefSeq, a predicted model, not a curated record